Molecule: messenger RNA, 2387 nt
Organism: Rhododendron vialii
Lineage: Eukaryota; Viridiplantae; Streptophyta; Magnoliopsida; Ericales; Ericaceae
Product: pyruvate kinase isozyme G, chloroplastic
Exons: 12
Coding region: 431-2155 (574 amino acids)
Biological process (GO): glycolytic process
Cellular component (GO): chloroplast stroma; cytoplasm
Molecular function (GO): potassium ion binding; magnesium ion binding; pyruvate kinase activity
Source: RefSeq, a predicted model, not a curated record
GAGAAGUGGUCCAGCCCAACUGUUUAAUGGGCGGACUGUACUCUCUUGUUCUUUGAACGAAACUCGCUUCUCUCUCAUCUCUCUCUCUCUCUCUCUCUCUAGAACAAUAGACGGCACAUACGCCGUCGCGAGUCUCUCUCUCUCUCUCUCUCUUCCCCCGCCUCCCCCGCGUUCCUCCUUGUAAUCAACCACAAAACCCCUCUCCUCUCUAUACUGUCUCUGUCUCUCUCAGGGCUCCCUUUUCUGGUCCCUUCUACAGUUCUGCACACUCACUUCUGCUCCAGCCACGUCCCCCUCUCCACCCCCGUUCUCUCUCUCUCUCUCUCUCUCUCUCUCUCUCUCUAUAUAUAUAUAUAUAUAUAUAUAUAUAUAUAUAUAUAUAUAUAUAUAUCAAAAAAUCUUUUUUCCUGUAUCCCGAUUGUUUUCUCCAAUGGCGACAAUCAAUCUACCGACGGGAAUGCCCGCCUUGAAAUCCGACGCCACCAGGCUCCCCGAUCGAUUCUCAUCGUCGGCUAAGUUCCCCACCGAGUUAUUCGCCGCGUCGAGAAGCCGGAACAGAUGCAUGCGCAACGGAAUCCUGUCUGUUCGAUCGAUGAAGAUCGCCGAGCAGAGCCAAGGAGCUGCUGACCUCUCGUCCCCCAACGGUCCUCUUGUUGCUUCUGACAAGCCAAAUUCUCCCUUUGAGCCUCAGCCGGGUGACACUGCGGGGCAGGUAAGGACAACCUUGAAUUCUGUAAGGAAAACAAAGAUUGUCUGUACAAUAGGCCCCUCCACAAGCUCAAGGGAGAUGAUAUGGAAGCUAGCAGAAGCUGGAAUGAAUGUGGCACGUUUAAAUAUGUCCCAUGGGGACCAUGCAUCACACCAGAAGACCAUUGAUCUGGUUAAGGAGUACAAUGCUCAAUUUGAAGACAAGGUAGUGGCCAUCAUGUUGGACACCAAGGGUCCUGAGGUCAGAAGCGGAGAUGUACCUCAACCAAUCCUGCUCAAGGAGGGGCAAGAGUUCAAUUUCACUAUUAAAAGGGGUGUCAGCACAGAUAACACUGUUAGUGUAAACUAUGAUGACUUUGUAAAUGAUGUAGCUGUUGGGGACAUACUACUGGUUGAUGGUGGGAUGAUGUCAUUUUCUGUGAAAUCAAAAACAAAUGAUACGGUUAAAUGUGAAGUUAUUGAUGGCGGUGAACUAAAAUCCAGGCGACAUUUAAAUGUGCGUGGCAAAAGUGCUACUCUGCCUUCAAUAACAGACAAGGACUGGGAAGAUAUAAAGUUUGGGGUGGAUAACGAAGUUGAUUUCUAUGCUGUUUCUUUUGUGAAGGAUGCCCAAGUGGUUCAUGAGUUGAAAGAUUAUCUCAGAAGGAGCAAUGCAGAUAUUCAUGUGAUUGUAAAAAUAGAAAGUGCAGACUCUAUACCAAAUCUUCAUUCCAUAAUUUCAGCUUCUGAUGGGGCAAUGGUUGCUCGUGGAGAUUUAGGAGCUGAACUUCCAAUUGAGGAGGUCCCUUUAUUGCAGGAAGACAUCAUUAGAAGGUGUCACAGCAUGCAGAAACCAGUUAUUGUAGCAACAAAUAUGCUGGAAAGCAUGAUUGAUCAUCCAACACCAACAAGGGCAGAAGUUUCUGACAUUGCAAUUGCAGUACGAGAAGGUGCUGAUGCAGUUAUGCUUUCAGGAGAAACUGCCCACGGAAAGUACCCACUGAAAGCGGUCAAAGUAAUGCAUACGGUGGCGUUGCGGACUGAGACAAGUCUGCCAAUUGGUACUAAUCCUCCAGGUCAAUCUAUGGCAUAUAAGAGUCAUAUGAGUGGAAUUUUUGCUUUUCAUGCCACCACAAUGGCAAACACCCUUGCAACUCCCAUCAUAGUCUUCACGAGAACGGGUUCCAUGGCUAUACUCCUCAGCCAUUAUCGGCCUUCCUCGACAAUCUUUGCCUUCACGAAUGUAGAAAGGAUUAAGCAGAGGCUGGCUCUUUAUCGUGGUGUGAUGCCCAUAUACAUGCAGUUUUCAGACGAUGCGGAGGAGACCUUUUCUCGAGCUCUAAAACUUCUACGGAGUAAAAGUCUGCUGAAGGAGGAUGAGUAUGUCACUCUCGUCCAGAGUGGGGCCCAACCUAUCUGGCGCCGGGAAUCUACUCAUCAUAUUCAAGUCCGUAAGGUUCCAAGCUGAUUGGCCUACCUGUGUUUAGAGAAUGUGUUAUACAGUCCCAUUCAAUUUAUAGCAAAAUUAUAGGAUGUAGUCGUAUUUUGAUAAAUUAAGUAAAAGGGUAUGUUAAAAUUAUCGGUUAUAGUAGCUCGGGUGUGCCGUAAAAUUUGCAACCAACUGUUUGCGUAUGUUUGACGCCUGAAGUACUUAAUCUCUUCCUGUCAAUGCCAUCGCUUUUGUCUUGGUAUUGUCCCAA